AUGACCGAGAAGAGACGACGUUACCCUCUCAGCUCCGUAAAUGAAACCGGAAAAGAACUAUUCUUAGGAACAUGCGACAGUAGAGGUGUUGGUGGAGUUGGUAUCCUCGUCACCCCGAGUAUGGCAAAGAACAUCGACUCUUUCGAACAACUUACGACCCGAAUCGGACGUCUGCGGAUGAGAAGAUGUGGUCCAACACCAGCUUUGACUAUCUUCGUCGCUUACGCUCCAACAUCAAGCUACGAAAAUGAAGGAAUCAAAGCUUUCUAUAUGGAUCUGGAGAAGCUCUACCGAGAUCAUGCCUUCUACAAGGCCAUAAUUGGCGAUUUCAACGCCAAGAUUGGCCCAAGAAGAAAGCCGGAGGAACUUCACAUCGGGACCCAUGGCCUACAAUGGAACGACCAGGGGGAGAGGCUCUCCGAGUUCAUCAUGACGACUAAGACCAUCCAUGGGAACUCGCAAUUCCAGAAGCCACCCGGUGGAGGAUACCGUAAUGAACACCUUCACGACUCCGCGAAGAAGGCUGAGAGUUUUAAAACCACAAACAGACGCCUGUCUCUUGAAACUCUUGAGCUGAUACGCCAGCGUGGGGCAGCACGAGCCGCAGGGAACCAAGAACUCCGAGCUCGCAAGGCCUUGCACAGAGGCGAUAAAGGAAGACCUUAA
Messenger RNA from Necator americanus (New World hookworm), 666 nucleotides. RefSeq lists its product as uncharacterized. The coding region runs from base 1 to 666 and encodes 221 amino acids. The record is from RefSeq and is a predicted model, not a curated record. The transcript has a single exon. NCBI's taxonomy places the organism in Eukaryota, Metazoa, Nematoda, Chromadorea, Rhabditida, Ancylostomatidae.